Molecule: messenger RNA, 1753 nt
Organism: Macrosteles quadrilineatus (aster leafhopper)
Lineage: Eukaryota; Metazoa; Arthropoda; Insecta; Hemiptera; Cicadellidae
Product: venom carboxylesterase-6-like
Exons: 10
Coding region: 29-1666 (545 amino acids)
Source: RefSeq, a predicted model, not a curated record
GCCCACAGCCAGUUAUCUAUCAGUAGAGAUGCUGUCGGCUUGGUCAUGCCUGGUGUUUGCCGCCCUUGCGCGUACCGACGAACCGCCCUCUGUAGUCAUCGGUCAAGGCCUUCUAAAGGGCACGUAUUUACAAAGCAGGGGUGGCCGCGUGUUCAGUGCCUUCCAGGGUAUACCUUACGCUGAGCCGCCGGUGGGAUUGUUACGAUUCCAGAGACCUCAGAGCCCAAAACCAUGGGAAGGUGUGUUGGAUGCCACCAAGCCAGGCAGUCCCUGCCUACAGCCGCUACACAUGGUACAUCUCAAAGGACAAAUCAUUGGAGACGAGAACUGCCUCUUUCUCAACGUUUACACUCACAAGCCUUCUAACACCUCAAGAUCCCCAGUGCUGGUUUACAUCCAUGGAGGAGGAUUUAUAGAAGGUCGAGGGGACAUGCACCAACCACAUUUUCUCAUGGAUAAAGACAUUGUUCUGGUCACUCUGAACUACCGCCUUGGACCUUUGGGCUUUCUCUCUCUGGAGGAGCGAGAGCUUCCUGGCAACAACGGUUUGAAGGACCAAUCCCUGGCUCUGAGAUGGGUUAGAGACAACAUCGCUCAGUUCGGUGGAGAUCCAAACACCGUGACCAUCAUGGGGAACAGUGCAGGGGGUGCCAGUGUACACUAUCACACCCUGUCUCCCUUGAGCAAAGGAUUAUUUCAUAGAGCUAUCACGCAGAGUGGGACAGCGUAUUGUCCUUGGGCGAUAAGUGCUCCGGGCCAGCAGCAGCUAAUCGGGGAGAGAUUUGCAGCAGAUUUCAGCUGCAACCACCACAAUGUCGCCGACACUCUAGAGUGUCUACGAGACAUGCCCGGCUACGUACUGAUCGAGGUGGCGCAGACCAUGCAUGAAUGGGACUUUGACCCGAUUGUUCCGUUCACACCUGUCAUAGAGCCUGAGGGAGUGGAGGGGGCUUUCCUCACCACCGACCCGUGGAAGCUCUCUUCAGACGUUCCGCUGAUUGCUGGUCUUAUGUCAUCCGAGGCCAUUUUUAGGGUUAAAAUGUUUAACGAGCAGAAGAUCAUAGAGUUGAAUGAUGACUUUGAGGUGAUAGGACCUCUAACACUAUUGUUUCGAGCAACGGCUGAUGAUCCCGUCCACACUGCCUUCGCAGUCAAGAAGUUCUACUUUCUAGACGGUGAUAUCACCCCAACCAGUGAGGAGGGGCUGCUUCAAAUGUACUCAGACGCAUGGUUCAAUUACGCCGUCCUGGAGUCUUUUAGAAGACAUCAAGGGCCCAAAUAUUUAUACCACUUUGCCUACAGAGGAGCUAACUCUAUAGUUCCGGGUCAUUCUGGUGUUAGUCACUUUGAUGAGAUGCAGUAUUUGUUCAAGUUGGACGACUAUUUCACUAAAGGCUAUGGCAGCUACAACGAGACGGCUGAAGACACAAAGUUCUCGGAGAAAAUUAUUGAUCUGUGGACUAAUUUUGUCAUCCACGGGAAACCAACAAAGCCAACUUCAGAAGUUACUUGGGACGAAUCUAAAUCCGGUAGUGAAUACCUGCACAUCAAACAAGAUGGAUUUUCGAUGAAGAAGGAUCUGUACAAGGACAGAUACGAUUUUUGGCAUAAAUUGUCUUUCAGGGAGAAAUAUUUGAGUGAGAAAUCAGAAAAGGAUGAACUGUAAAAUGUUUUCCUGUGAAUGAAAAUAAAUUUGAUAUGUAAAUAUUACUUUAAAACUACCUUGAACAAAUAUAGCAAUUUUAUAGUAAAA